GUCUCCCCUACCCCUACGGAGGUCCCGAGGGGAGAGGGAUCCCUCGGCGGGAGGCCUGUCACUUUAAGAAGGCGGCCCUGACUGGGUGUGCCCGGUCUCCAUGGUUACCCCGGUGCAGGCGGCGGGCGCGGGAGGUAGUCAGGGAAGCUGCAGCUUCUUCCCGACAGACGGAGGAAGCUGCGGGAACCCGGUGACUAGAGGAACCCGGGCGGGAGCAGAUCUGCUGAAACCCAAGCUGCUGCCGCGGCAGCAGGUGCACAGAAAGCACCGGCCUCGGAACCUGGAGCCUGGGAUUUGUGAGCCACCAGGGCGCUAGGGGCCGAGCGCCAUGCUCCGGGCCCCGACGGCGCGGACGCCUCCUCGAGCGUCGGGAGCUUGCUGGACCUGCGAGCUUGGACUGGGCAUUGUCCCCCGACGGCUGCGCUAGAGGGCGCGGGGCUCGGCAGGGGGCGGCCAAAGUGGGCGCCCUCCCCCGGUGCUGAGUCCCCGCACCCCGGAGUGAUGGGGCGGGCGGCCACAGCCGCCUAAGAUGCCGGCCAUGCGGGGGCUCCUGGCGCCGCAGAACACCUUUCUGGACACCAUCGCUACGCGCUUCGACGGCACGCGCAUUUGGGAGAGGAAGGCUCCCCUUCACCCCACACCCCUCUGAGAGGUGCUCUCUUGCAGACAGUAACUUCGUGCUGGGCAACGCCCAGGUGGCGGGGCUCUUCCCUGUGGUCUAUUGCUCUGAUGGCUUCUGUGACCUCACGGGCUUCUCCCGAGCUGAGGUCAUGCAGCGAGGCUGUGCCUGCUCCUUCCUCUAUGGGCCAGACACCAGUGAACUCGUCCGCCAGCAGAUCCGCAAGGCCCUGGAUGAGCACAAAGAGUUCAAAGCUGAGCUGAUCCUGUACCGGAAGAGCGGGCUCCCGUUCUGGUGUCUCCUGGAUGUGAUACCCAUAAAGAAUGAGAAAGGGGAGGUGGCUCUCUUCCUGGUCUCUCAUAAGGACAUUAGUGACACCAAGAACCGAGGGGGCCCUGACAGAUGGAAGGAGACAGGUGGUGGCCGGCGCCGAUAUGGCCGGGCAGGAGCCAAAGGCUUUAAUGCCAACCGGCGGCGGAGCAGGGCUGUGCUCUACCACUUAUCUGGGCACCUGCAGAAGCAGCCUAAGGGCAAGCACAAGCUCAAUAAGGGGGUGUUUGGGGAGAAGCCAAACUUGCCUGAGUACAAAGUCGCCGCUAUCCGGAAGUCACCCUUCAUCCUGCUACACUGUGGGGCACUGAGGGCUACCUGGGACGGCUUCAUCCUGCUUGCCACACUCUAUGUGGCUGUCACCGUGCCCUACAGCGUGUGUGUGAGCACGGCCCGGGAGCCCAGCGCAGCCCGUGGCCCACCCAGUGUCUGUGACCUGGCCGUGGAGGUCCUCUUCAUUCUUGACAUUGUGCUGAAUUUCCGUACCACAUUCGUGUCAAAGUCGGGACAGGUAGUAUUUGCCCCAAAGUCCAUUUGCCUUCACUAUGUCACCACCUGGUUCCUGCUGGAUGUCAUCGCAGCACUGCCCUUUGACCUGCUACAUGCCUUCAAGGUCAACGUGUACUUCGGGGCCCACCUGCUGAAGACCGUGCGCCUGCUGCGCCUGCUGCGCCUGCUCCCACGGCUGGACCGUUACUCACAGUACAGCGCCGUGGUGCUGACCCUGCUCAUGGCUGUGUUCGCCCUGCUGGCCCACUGGGUGGCCUGCGUCUGGUUCUACAUUGGCCAGCGAGAGAUUGAGAGCAGCGAGUCUGAGCUGCCUGAGAUCGGCUGGCUGCAGGAGCUGGCCCGCAGACUGGAGACUCCCUACUACCUAGUGGGCCAGAGUUCGGAUGGAGGGAACAGCUCUGGCCAGAGUGACAACUGCAGCAGUGGCAGCAGCGAGGCCAAUGGCACAGCGCUAGAGCUCCUGGGUGGUCCGUCGCUGCGCAGUGCCUACAUCACGUCCCUCUACUUCGCACUCAGCAGCCUCACGAGUGUUGGGUUCGGCAACGUGUCGGCCAACACAGACACGGAGAAAAUCUUCUCCAUCUGCACCAUGCUCAUUGGUGCGCUGAUGCACGCGGUGGUGUUUGGGAACGUGACGGCCAUCAUCCAGCGCAUGUACGCCCGCCGCUUUCUGUACCACAGCCGCACCCGCGACCUGCGCGACUACAUCCGCAUCCAUCGCAUCCCCAAGCCCCUCAAGCAGCGCAUGCUCGAGUACUUCCAGGCCACCUGGGCUGUGAACAACGGCAUCGACACCACCGAGCUGCUGCAGAGCCUGCCGGAUGAGCUGCGCGCAGACAUCGCCAUGCACCUGCACAAGGAGGUCCUGCAGCUGCCACUGUUUGAGGCUGCUAGCCGCGGCUGCCUUCGCGCACUGUCCCUGGCCCUGCGGCCUGCCUUCUGCACGCCUGGCGAGUACCUCAUCCACCAAGGCGACGCUCUCCAGGCCCUUUACUUUGUCUGCUCUGGCUCCAUGGAGGUGCUCAAAGGUGGCACUGUGCUCGCCAUCCUAGGGAAGGGUGACCUGAUUGGCUGUGAGUUGCCCCGGCGAGAGCAGGUGGUAAAGGCCAAUGCCGAUGUGAAGGGGCUGACAUAUUGUGUCCUGCAGUGUCUGCAGCUUGCGGGGCUGCAUGAGAGCCUUGCCUUGUACCCUGAGUUUGCCCCUCGCUUCAGCCGCGGUCUCCGAGGGGAGCUCAGCUACAACCUGGGUGCUGGGGGAGGCACUGCAGAGGUGGACACCAGCUCCCUGAGUGGUGACAAUACCCUCAUGUCCACACUGGAGGAGAAGGAGACAGAUGGGGAGCAGGGCCCCACCACCUCCCCAGCCCCAGCUGAUGAGCCCUCUAGCCCCCUGCUGUCUCCAGGCUGCACCUCCUCAUCCUCAGCUGCCAAGCUGCUAUCCCCACGCCGAACUGCACCCCGGUCACGUUUAGGUGGCAGAGGGCGGCCGGGCAGGGCUGGGGCUUCAAAGGCUGAGGCUGGCUCCUCUGCUCCCCCACGGACACUAGAGGGGCUGCGGCUGCCCCCCAUGCCAUGGAAUGUACCCCCGGAUCUGAGCCCAAGGGUAGUAGAUGGCAUUGAGGAUGGCUGUGGCUCGGAUCAGCCCAAGUUCUCUUUCCGCGUGGGGCAGUCUGGCCCGGAAUGUAGCAGCAGUCCCUCCCCUGGACCAGCCCCAGCUGAUAACCCCAUCCUACUACCCACAGAGAGUGGCCUGCUCACUGUCCCUCUUGGGCCUGGCGAGGCAAGGAAUACAGACACACUGGACAAGCUGCGGCAGGCGGUGGUGGAACUGUCUGAGCAGGUGCUGCAGAUGAGGGAGGGACUGCAAUCACUUCGCCAGGCUGUACAGCUGGUCCUCACGCCUCCCAGGGAGGGCCUGUGUCCUCAGGCGCCGGGAGAGGGGCCUUGCCCAGCCAGUGCCUCUGGGCUCCUGCAGCCUCUGUGUGUGGACACAGGAGCAUCCUCCUACUGUCUGCAGCCCCCAGCUGGCUCUGUCUUGAGUGGGACUUGGCCCCACCCUCGUCCAGAGCCCCCUCCCCUCAUGGCACCCUGGCCCUGGGGCCCCCCAGCAUCUCAGAGCUCCCCCUGGCCUCAAGCCACAGCUUUCUGGACCUCCACUUCAGACUCAGAGCCCCCUGGUUCAGGAGAACUCUGCUCUGAGCCCAGCACCCCUGCCUCACCUCCUCCUUCUGAGGAAGGGGCUAGGACUGGGCCCCCAGAGCCUGUGAGCCAGGCUGAGGCUACCAGCACUGGAGAGCCCCCACCAGGGUCAGGAGGUCUGGCCUUGCCCUGGGACCCCCAUAGCCUAGAGAUGGUGCUUAUUGGCUGCCAUGGCUCUGGCACAGUCCAGUGGACCCAAGAAGAAGGCACAGGGGUCUGACUGCCGGCUCCAGGACUCAAGUGUUGCCAGACAUGCUGCCAUCUGCUGUUUUGCCCAACCUCAGGGUGGAGGAAGAGUGGUACCACCCCCCAGGACUCCGUGCUGCCCGCUGGCUCAGGGCAAGGAGCCUGAGAGUGAAGGAGGGCCUGGCCCCUGACCCUCAGCAAGGGUGGACUAGAGCCUCAGGUGCAGGCCCUACUCCCAGGGCCCUGACCUCCUGGUCUCUCUCUGCAGGCUUGGGGGCACAGGCCUGAGGACAAGGAGGGGUUCUGCCAUCCCCUGCAUGUGCCCCUGCCUCCACCUAUCCCCACAUUUUUUAUGUUAAAAAUAAUAAUAAAAGAAACUACUUUGGAACAUG
Messenger RNA from Nycticebus coucang (slow loris), 4236 nucleotides. It is a transcript of the gene KCNH3, whose product is annotated as potassium voltage-gated channel subfamily H member 3. Gene Ontology annotation, biological process: regulation of membrane potential; potassium ion transmembrane transport. The record is from RefSeq and is a predicted model, not a curated record. NCBI's taxonomy places the organism in Eukaryota, Metazoa, Chordata, Mammalia, Primates, Lorisidae. Gene Ontology annotation, cellular component: membrane. Gene Ontology annotation, molecular function: voltage-gated potassium channel activity. The transcript is spliced from 15 exons. Bases 771 to 3878 code for a protein of 1035 amino acids.